AAGAAAAGAUAUGGAGACCACUACUAGCUAGUAGCAGUGUCCUAGAAGAGAAAGGGACCCGUACUGCAGCAGGUCCACUAGGAACAAUGGAGCAAGAGCAGGCUGAGCAGCAGCAGAUGUUGUUGCCGCAAGAAAGAAAGAAGAUGAGGGCGAUGGUGGCGGUAGAUGACAGCGAGGAGAGCUUCUACGCUCUCAAUUGGGUUCUGGAUAAAUUUUUCAGUAACAUCGUGAUGAGUACGCUACCAACUGCUACUGAAACACCUGAUCAUCAACACGACCAUCGAGUGGAGUCCAACCUCGUUUCCCUCGUCCAUGUCAUGGAUCGCUUGCCUCACUACGUCUUCCCGGGCGGAUACGUGGUCGAGUCUGCCACCAAAGCCCGGGAGCAAAAUGCUGCAAAAAUACUCUCACAGGCAUCCCAGAUGUGCAAGGACAGAAAGGUCGCUGCAGAAACCCUCAUUCUUGAGGGAGAUCCCAAGGAAAUGAUUUGUGAGGCAGUAGAACGAAUGCACGUGGACGUUCUUGUUGUUGGCAGCCGCGGACUUGGUCAAAUCAAGAGGGCAUUCCUGGGAAGCGUUAGCGAUUACUGUGCUCACCGUGCCAAAUGUCCUGUUGUGAUUGUGAAGCUGCCCCACAAGCAGUAGUUGCAGCAAUACCUGGCAAUGUAUGUAUUUCCUUGAACAUGAAGAGUUUAAGGUACAGAUCCGUACUUCUGAUGUCCAGCCUGAUUGUUUGUUAAUAGUAAUAAUAAUAGUUGUCAGUGCAAUAAAGCUACGUGUGUAUUUUUAUUUUUUUUUUUCGACACAGGGGUGUCCGGGUCAAUCCUUACGGGGCCCGACUAAUCCCCUGCGACCCGGAUCCGGCGCCCCAACUCAGCCCGAACACGUUAAGUGCGCGGAGGAAUCCAGCGGAGCGGAGACUCGAACUUGUGAUCUCAAGAUUCACUGGUGAGAGGCGCUGCCGCUGGACCAUUCACGCGGGGCAAUAAAGCUACGUGUGUAUGAGAGCGCGAGAAAUGCAAUGACGUACUAUCAAGUAUGUGGAGUUUGAAAAAUAUUCCAAGUGAAAUCCUGAGCAGUCAGCAAUACUAUUUACUUUA
Coffea eugenioides is the source of this 1099-nucleotide messenger RNA. Its product is annotated as universal stress protein in QAH/OAS sulfhydrylase 3'region-like. The coding region runs from base 87 to 644 and encodes 185 amino acids. The record is from RefSeq and is a predicted model, not a curated record. The transcript has 4 exons. Lineage: Eukaryota; Viridiplantae; Streptophyta; Magnoliopsida; Gentianales; Rubiaceae.